AGUUUAAAUAAAAUUUCUGUAGAGAUCGAGCUAACAAUAAAAUUUUUCACAGUUUUAGAAUAAAAAGAGAAAUAUAAUGUCAAGUUUGACCAACCAAUAAAGUUGAAUAAAUCAUGAUAUCCGCUCUAGUUUCUCGUUUUGUGAUAUUAGUUUUUGGAACUUUAUACCCUGCAUAUGCUUCUUAUAAGGCAAUUAAAACGAGAAAUACUAAAGAAUAUUUAAAAUGGAUGAUGUACUGGGUUAUAUUCGCAUUAUUUACGUGUGCCGAAACUGUGGCUGAUUUAUUCGUAUGCUGGCUUCCUUUCUACUACGAAUUGAAGAUUGUAUUUAUAAUUUGGUUGUUAUCUCCAGCAACUCAAGGCUCAAAAAUUAUAUAUAAGAAAAUUGUUCAUCGGCAAUUAGCUAAACAUGAAGAAGAGAUCGAUACAUAUAUCGAACAAGCCUCAGAUAAAGGCUACUCUGCACUGUUAGAGAUUGGUUCCAGAGGCUUAAGCUAUGCCACAAAUGUCGUACUCACUACAGCAAUGAAGGGUCAAACAGCAGUUGCUGAUCAUUUGAGGCGAAGCUACAGUUUGAACGACGUCGGUUCAAAUCAGCUGUUUGAAGGACCUUCUCCAACUGACUCAGAAAUUGUAAUUGAAAGAAAGCAGAAGAAAGAACGUACAAAAAAACAAUCGGCAAAAGCCAGCUCUGACCUCUCAUCUGUUGAUGAAGAGGACGAUGACGAUUCAAAAAUUUCUUCAUCAAAACGUCAGGUAUGAAUAUACGAAUUGCUAAUAAUUUUUUAAAAUUUCCGCCAAUGAACGAGUUUCAAGAAACUUUCCUGCGUGUAACGCCAUCUUUUGACAGCUUCAGAACACAUACUCUCUCGAGGAGAAAAUUUGUAACGCAACUGGCGAUUCCAAUGUGAAACAGCGCUGGAAACGGCGAUCAGGCGAUGAUUAAAAAACAUCGAUUCUCGCGUGUACUUAAUGCUUCAUUUUCUAAAAUACUAACAGCAUGUUUCAGAGACUUGAUUGGUUUUUUUUUCAGCUUGAUGCUUAUGGAACGUUACCUAGAACCCGUCGUUCUGCCCGAUCAACCAAAAAGAGUUGAUAACAAAUUUUUUUUAACUUCUAUGACUAAUGACCAUAAUGUUUUUCAUUACAUACUGUAUGGAUAUUUCUCACUAUACAAAAAUUUUAUGUUAUUAUUUUCUUUACACUCUCUGCAUGAUUAUUAAAUUGGAUAUUGGUAUGCGUGUGUGUAAAUGUAUAAAUAAAAGCGUUUUAUCGCUUUUAUGUUUAAAAAAUUUACUUAAAUAAAAUUAUUUGUGCGGUGUUAGAUGGCAGCACCUGUUAAACC
Molecule: messenger RNA, 1344 nt
Organism: Dimorphilus gyrociliatus
Lineage: Eukaryota; Metazoa; Annelida; Polychaeta; Dinophilidae
Source: the annotation of a GenBank genome assembly